Adelges cooleyi (spruce gall adelgid) is the source of this 3576-nucleotide messenger RNA. Its product is annotated as zinc finger protein 28-like. The record is from RefSeq and is a predicted model, not a curated record. Lineage: Eukaryota; Metazoa; Arthropoda; Insecta; Hemiptera; Adelgidae. Bases 1359 to 3290 code for a protein of 643 amino acids. Gene Ontology annotation, biological process: regulation of transcription by RNA polymerase II. Gene Ontology annotation, cellular component: nucleus. The transcript has 5 exons. Gene Ontology annotation, molecular function: RNA polymerase II cis-regulatory region sequence-specific DNA binding; DNA-binding transcription factor activity.
AAUUGUUGGAAAAAUCGUUUGAAGUCAUUAAAACUAAACCGUUUGAUAUGCAAUUCAUAAACAAUGAAAUUUCUACAACAAAUAAGUGUUUGGUAAAGAAUGAAGUCGACAAUAAUUAUGAUAUUCAUUUUCCGUGUAAAGCGACCGAUACCUCAAACAAAACAAAAACCAUGGAUUGCAGUUUGAACAAAACUAUAGAAAACGAUUCUGAGAAAAACAUACACAAAAUACGUGCGGUUCGACUGCAAUAUAUGUCAAAGGAGGUUUAUAACCAAAAGUAAUAUAAUCCGGCAUAUUGCGAAAUCGCAUUUUAUUUCUUUGCCUCCUAAAUUGCAAGACCGUUUACCUCCACGCUACAAAGUACCUCCAUAUGUGGCAAUCACUUGUUAUCACACAAACACACACUAUCUGUCCAUAUAAUUUCUGCGUUGUCAUUCAGUUUUCAUUGGAAUCACAUCUAAUGUGAUGAUUGUUGGUACCACUACCCACCGUACCCCCACCUGCGCCGGGAGAAGCGUAAGGACGAUGCCGCAGCCAUUUUUGGUCCGCCAUUCGAUAAUCUCACACGACUUCGUCUACACGCUUGGCGUCUUUUUUCCAAGCAGACAUUCUGUUAAUAACUUUGUGCUGUACACGUUAGUAUUGGUGCCACGGGUCCGAUUCGUGAACAUCUCUAGAUUUCAAUCAUAAUAACUUGGUCGAAUUCUGCGAUAAAUACCUUAAGUAUUGCGUCGUGUUUCGUUAUUUCGUUACAAUUGUGUUUUUUCUUGCAUGUCAAUAAUUUAUUAUAAGUUUUUAUUAGCUGCUCUGGAAGGCGGUUUACGGUUCUACAUUGUGUGAGUAUCUAUUGUUUUGUAUUUCUAAUUUAUAUACAUUAUUGCCGUGUUUACUGUCUCCCGCGGGCAUAAAACACUGCUUUUGAAUAAAAAGAAUCAUAAUUUAUUUGGUAGCUUGUUACUUAUUGUUCAUCCGGAGUUGAGUAGAGUAAUAUAGGAUCAACACCAUUUUAAAGUAAUCUAGUCGGCAAAAUGGCCAAUCGUCUAGCUUUGAUCUUUAUUGUGUUAGCUUCUUACCUAUAAGCCAUGCUUGUAGCUUUGUGUUAUUCAUCUAAUUCGAGUAAAUUAAAAUUAAGAUUUAAAUGUUUAAACAAACAAAAUAUACUACUGAAAACUCAGUGGUUUUUUACAAGUAAUGUAAACUAAAUUAUUCUUUACUAUAUUAUUAUUAUUACUUUAUUUGUUACUUAAUAAAAUAAAUAAAACUGCAAUUUAGUAGUCCUAUUUAAACCUCUUUGCAUAAGUGGUACAGAAAAACAACUAAAGUUCAAUGUCAAUUACAGAGUUUUGAAACGGUAAAAUAUGUUGAAUAUUAAACCUGAAAAUGACGAUGCAGAAGAAUACUCCGUUGAACCAAAACCGUUUGAUGUGCUGUUCAAAAACAAUGAAAUAUCUAUAGUAGAGGAUUAUUUGGUUAAGAAUGAAUUCGAUGAUACUUAUGAAGUUUUAAAGCGGUUUAAUAUAUUGAAAAUUAAACCUGAAAAUGAUGAAACAAAAGAAGAGUUGUUGGAAAAAUCGUUUGAAGUCAAUGAAAACAAACCGUUCGAUAUGCAGUUCAUAAACAAUGAAAUUUCUACAACAAAUAAGUGUUUGGUAAAGAAGGAAGUCGACAAUAAUUAUGAUAUUCAUUUUUCGUGUAAAGCGACAGAUAUCUCAAAUAAUACAAAGACAAUGGAUUGUAGUUUUAACGAAACUAUAGAUAAUCAUUUUCAGAAAAAUAUAUACAAAAUACGUCGGUUCGACUGCAAUAUGUGUCAAAGGAGGUUUACAACCAAAAGUAAUAUAAUCCGGCAUAUUGCGAAAUCGCAUUCCAUUGAAAAGAAAACACCUCAAAAAAAUAAUGUCAAUCAUCCUAACAGCAAAAUCAAAGGAAAUACUCGAAACAAAGAUGGCCUAUUUAAUUGUGGUAAUUGUUUAAAAACGUUUUCAUUAAAAUCAAGCCUGAGAAGACAUUCGUGCAUUCACACGGAAAAGCCCUUUAAAUGCAAUGUCUGUGAAAAAGCAUUCAUUCAUCAAUCUAAUCUCAAGAGACAUGCACGUAUACAUACCGCCGAGAAACCUUUUAAGUGCGAUGUCUGUAAAAAAACAUUCAGUCAUCAAUCUGCUCUCAAGAGACAUGCACGUAUUCAUACCGGCGAGAAACCGUUUAAAUGCGAUGUCUGUGAAAAAACAUUUGGUGCACAACAAUACCUAAAAAUUCAUAAACGCACACAUACCGUCGAAAAACCGUUUAAAUGCGAUGUCUGUCAAAAGGCUUUUUGCGACCAAUCUUACAUCAAAAUUCAUAAAAGGAUACAUACCGGCGAGAAGCCCUUUAAAUGCAAAGUCUGUGAAAAAGCAUUCAUUCAACAAUCUAAUCUCAAGAGACAUUUACGUAUACAUACCGAUGAGAAACCCUAUAAAUGCGUUGUCUGUGAAAAAUGUUUUAAUAGUCAAUUUAACCUCAAAACUCAUGAAAGAACACAUACCGCCGAGAAACCAUUUAAAUGCCGUGUCUGUGAAAAAGCGUUCAUUCAACAAUCUGACCUCAAGAGACAUUUACGUAUACAUACCGAUGAGAAACCCUAUAAAUGCGUUGUCUGUGAAAAAUGUUUUAAUAGACAAUUUAACCUCAAAACUCAUGAAAGAACACAUACCGCCGAGAAACUAAUUAAAUGCGAUGUCUGUGAAAAAACAUUCACUCAACAAAUUCAUCUUAAGAAACAUGCACGUGUACAUACCGGCGAGAAACCGUUUAAUUGUGGUAUUUGUUUAAGAACAUUUUCAUUAAAAUCAAGCCUGAGAAGACAUUGGCGCGUUCAUACUGGGGAGAAACCCUUUAAAUGCGAUAUCUGUGAAAAAACAUUUGGUAGACUAUCAAACCUCAAAAUUCAUGAACGCACCCAUACUGGUGAAAAACCGUUUAAAUGCGAUGUCUGUAAAAAAAGUUUUAAUGUACAGUCUACCCUCAAAACUCACGAAAGAAGACAUACCGGUGAGAAACCUUAUAAAUGCGUUGUCUGUGAAAAAACAUUCAGUCAACUAAUUAGUCUCAAAAUUCAUAAACGCAUACAUACCGGUGAGAAACCAUAUAAAUGCGAUGUCUGUGAAAAAACAUUCGGUCAAAAGUCCUCUCUCAUAAUUCAUGAACGCAUACAUAUUGGUGGGGUACGAUACAAAUGCUCAGCCUGUGACAAAUCAUAUGGUCGCCAAGAUACUCUCAAAAGGCAUCAAGCAAAAGCACACGGCUCAUAGAUUCAUAAACCUUACGUGACUAUUUGGCAGUUUUUCAAAAUCGAUUUGUUGUUAUUUUGCAAUUUUUUUUACUUUAUUACAGAUUUAGUAUACUUUUAUUAGUUUUCUUAUAAUAUUUUAUUUAUUACUAUCGUUUAACAGAUCAAUAACAUAAGUAUUCGUUUAAUUUUUUUUUCUACGGAUCACAUGAAUUAUUUAGUAUUUAAAUUUUUAUAAUGAGUUUUUUAAUUUUCAUAAUCUACACACACAAUAUGCUAAAAAAUAUUGUUACUAUUCUUAUUUUUUA